Molecule: messenger RNA, 1361 nt
Organism: Pollicipes pollicipes
Lineage: Eukaryota; Metazoa; Arthropoda; Thecostraca; Pollicipedomorpha; Pollicipedidae
Gene: Dnali1
Product: Putative inner dynein arm light chain, axonemal Dnali1
Exons: 3
Coding region: 233-1024 (263 amino acids)
Cellular component (GO): axoneme; ciliary base
Molecular function (GO): dynein heavy chain binding
Source: RefSeq, a predicted model, not a curated record
ACGUGAUUGAGCAAAGACGUUGAAAAUAAAGCUAUCGUAAAAUGCAUUUGCUUCGUGGCGACGCGCAACGUCAAAAUAAUUCCUAGUGGAAAGCACGGUGGACAAAUUGUGUCAGUACUUGAGUCUCAUGUUAAAACGGGAUCCGUGACAGGUGAUAAUUCCGCUGCCUUGUUGUACCACAAAGGCCAAGAAGGACAUCUGUAACUGAAGGGGAGAAGACCUUUCAGUCACCAUGGCUGCAAAUGUGAUACCGGCAAAUGUGUCACUUGUGAGAUAUGAUAACCCCGUGCUAGUGACAAAACACACGGAGAAGAAAACGCCUAGUGCCAAAGACAAGACAACUGCUCCAGUACCGCCCGAAGGCUUAGGACCGGUGCCCACGGCUGCCCAGGGCGCCGCGCCUAAACGGACUGGACAUGGCGAUUCGAAACAGGACACCGAGGAAGUGCUGAACUCUAUCAUUCCGCCUCGCGAAUGGGAAGAGGAAGGGGGUCAGCUAUGGCGGCAGCAGGUCUCUACCACCCCGGCCACUCGGUUGGACGUGCUGAACCUGCAAGAGCAGCUGGACAUGAAGCUGCAGCAGCGACAGGCUAGGGAGACGGGUAUCUGCCCAGUGCGGCGCGAACUGUAUUCACAAGCUUUCGACGAAGUAAUCCGACAGGUGACCAUCAACUGCGCGGAACGAGGCCUGCUACUGCUGCGGAUCCGGGAUGAGCUACGCAUGACACUCUCCGCCUACCAGACACUCUACGAGAGUAGCUGCGCGUUCGGCAUGCGCAAGGCCCUGCAGGCCGAGCAGGGCAAGGAGGAGCUGGAGGCCAGCAUCGCACAGCUCGAGGUGGACAAGGAGGAGUUGCUCAGACAGGUCACUGAGCUGCGCGCCAAGUGUGACCAGAUCGAAAAGCGGGCGCAGGAGCAGCGCCAGGCUGAGGAGCGGAAACACGCUGAGGAAAUCCAGUUCCUGAAGCGCACCAACCAGCAGCUCAAGACGCAGCUAGAGGGCAUCAUCGCGCCCAAGAAGUAGCGGCAGGUGCGGGUGGCGCGAAGGAUGACCUCUCGGCAGGAUGGACAAUGCGUGGAGACGCAGCCACGUGGCAGUGAAGGAGCGCUGGUCCGUUUGCGGUUGUUGGUCAACGAGACCGGAUUGGCUCGCGGCGUGGGAGGUGCGGUGAGGUCACAGCUGGGUGGACCAGGCCGGUGGGUAAGGUAUCAGACUAGUGAAGGCAAAGGGUUUCUACCUCGGCGGUCGGUGCAAUAACAGAGCGAUACUGAUAGCUUGUGGGGGACAUUGUGUCCUGUGAAAUCCCAUCAUACGCGCACUAUGUGGUAAUAGCAAGUGAAAUACAACGAAACAAGAUACC